CGCGCGGCCGCCUGGGUCCGCGGCCUCGCCAGUGCGUCUGCGCGAGCCCUGGACUCGGAGCAGCCAUGAUGGAAGGCCUGGAUGACGGCCCCGACUUCCUCUCGGAGGAAGACCGCGGACUUAAAGCAAUAAAUGUAGAUCUCCAAAGUGAUGCUGCUCUGCAAGUGGACAUUUCAGACGCUCUUAGUGAAAGGGAUAAAGUCAAAUUCACUGUUCACACAAAGAGUUCAUUGCCAAAUUUUAAACAAAAUGAAUUUUCAGUCGUUCGACAACAUGAAGAAUUUAUCUGGCUUCAUGAUUCCUUCGUUGAAAAUGAAGACUAUGCAGGUUAUAUUAUCCCACCAGCACCACCAAGACCUGAUUUUGAUGCUUCACGGGAGAAACUGCAGAAGCUUGGAGAAGGGGAAGGGUCCAUGACAAAGGAGGAAUUCACGAAGAUGAAACAGGAACUGGAAGCUGAAUAUCUGGCGAUUUUCAAGAAGACAGUUGCAAUGCAUGAAGUUUUCCUGUGUCGUGUGGCAGCACAUCCUAUUUUGAGAAAAGAUUUAAAUUUCCACGUCUUCUUGGAAUACAAUCAGGAUUUGAGUGUGCGAGGAAAAAAUAAAAAAGAAAAACUUGAGGAUUUCUUUAAAAACAUGGUUAAGUCUGCAGAUGGAGUAAUUGUUUCAGGAGUAAAGGAUGUAGACGACUUCUUUGAACAUGAACGAACAUUCCUUUUAGAAUACCAUAACCGAGUUAAGGAUGCUUCUGCUAAAUCCGACAGAAUGACAAGAUCUCACAAAAGUGCUGCUGAUGACUACAAUAGAAUUGGGUCUUCAUUAUAUGCUUUAGGAACUCAGGACUCUACAGAUAUAUGCAAGUUUUUCCUCAAAGUUUCAGAACUGUUUGAUAAAACAAGAAAAAUAGAAGCUCGGGUGUCUGCUGACGAGGACCUCAAGCUCUCCGACCUGUUAAAGUACUACUUGAGGGAGUCUCAAGCAGCUAAGGACCUCCUCUACAGAAGGUCUAGGUCACUGGUGGACUAUGAAAAUGCCAAUAAAGCGCUGGACAAGGCAAGAGCAAAAAACAAAGAUGUUCUGCAGGCUGAAACUUCGCAACAGCUGUGCUGUCAGAAGUUUGAAAAAAUAUCCGAGUCUGCAAAACAAGAGCUGAUAGAUUUUAAGACCCGAAGAGUUGCUGCGUUCAGAAAAAAUUUAGUGGAACUCGCAGAACUAGAGCUGAAGCAUGCAAAGGGCAAUCUCCAGCUGCUGCAGAACUGCCUUGCGGUUUUAAACGGGGACACAUAGGCCCCGCUCGCCUUCUGUCGAAAAGGGCUGCCUUCAACUCUGGUUUGCUUUCCUGAUGACGUCCGUCCGGCAUCUUAAGCUCACUGGGAACAGCAGACACCGCAGGCCGAUGCAUUGCUCUUCUUCUGAGAGACAGUGGCGCGGCGGGGCUCAGCGGCCCGCGCCUGACCUUCCAAGAAGCCCAAAGUUCAACCCUCUCUCUCCUCUAAGUAGCCUGUCUUAACUGCGUUUGUUCCUACGUGGCGAUUUUCUGGCUGCCAGCCUUAUUUACCUAGGAACCACUUGUCCAGUUUGACCUUCUCAGAGUAUGUCGUUCACACAAGAUAAAGGUUGCCUUUCUGGAUUGUUUUCUUCUUUUUGAAGCGCCCUGUGUUCUUUCAUGUAUCCGUGUAAGCAUCUUAAUAGACUUACUUUGAAUUAACGAACGUAGACGUUUUGGGUCAGAGUUUGUGUAAGCUUUGUAAGUGUGCUCUCUGAAGAGAAGCGGAUGCGUUAGGAUGUUUGCCUUAAACUUGUGGACUAAACCGAUAUUGUAACCGCCCAGGGCCACCGGGGCGUUUUAACUCCGCGCUCCCUGUAUCACUCUGGAACUCGGGGUAGCGAUAAUAAAUCUACUCCAGUAUUAGCUCUACA
Meriones unguiculatus (Mongolian gerbil) is the source of this 1919-nucleotide messenger RNA. It is a transcript of the gene Snx6, whose product is annotated as sorting nexin 6. Gene Ontology annotation, molecular function: phosphatidylinositol binding; dynactin binding. The record is from RefSeq and is a predicted model, not a curated record. Bases 66 to 1286 code for a protein of 406 amino acids. Gene Ontology annotation, biological process: intracellular protein transport. NCBI's taxonomy places the organism in Eukaryota, Metazoa, Chordata, Mammalia, Rodentia, Muridae. The transcript has 14 exons. Gene Ontology annotation, cellular component: endosome.